Molecule: messenger RNA, 936 nt
Organism: Fukomys damarensis (Damara mole-rat)
Lineage: Eukaryota; Metazoa; Chordata; Mammalia; Rodentia; Bathyergidae
Product: olfactory receptor 6C3
Exons: 1
Coding region: 1-936 (311 amino acids)
Biological process (GO): G protein-coupled receptor signaling pathway
Cellular component (GO): membrane
Molecular function (GO): olfactory receptor activity; G protein-coupled receptor activity
Source: RefSeq, a predicted model, not a curated record
AUGAAUCACACAGUGAUUACAGAGUUUGUCCUCCUCGGUCUUUCUGAUGAUCCUGACCUUCAGAUCGUAAUUUUUUUCUUUUUAUUUAUCACAUAUAUAUUAAGUAUCACUGGAAACCUGAGUAUCAUUACUCUAACUUUGGUGAACCCUCAUCUACAGACACCUAUGUAUUUCUUUCUCCGAAACUUCUCUUUUUUGGAAAUCUCAUUUACAACUGUAUGUAUCCCUAGAUUUCUUGGAGCAAUUAUCACCAGGGAUAAGACCAUUUCUUAUAACAACUGUGCAGCCCAACUCUUCUUCUUUAUCUUCAUGGGAGUGACUGAAUUUUAUAUCCUAACUGCCAUGUCCUUUGACCGUUAUGUGGCCAUCUGCAAGCCCCUGCAUUACACAACUAUCAUGAGCAGGAAGUUGUGCAUUCUGCUUGUGCUGUGUGCCUGGCUGGGUGGAUUUUUGACCAUUUUCCCACCUCUUAUGCUUCUUCUCCAGCUGGAUUACUGUGCUUCCAAUGUCAUUGAUCACUUUGCAUGUGACUAUUUUCCCCUGUUACAGCUGUCUUACUCAGACACACAGCUCCUAGAGGUAAUUGGUUUCUACUUUGCUUUGGUUACUCUGCUAAUCACUUUGGCAUUAGUCAUUCUAUCUUACAUGUACAUUAUCAGAACUAUUUUGAAAAUUCCAGCUGCCCAUCAGAGAAGAAAGGCUUUCUCCACCUGCUCCUCUCACAUGAUUGUCAUUUCCAUCUCUUAUGGAAGCUGCAUAUUCAUGUAUGCUAAUCCUUCUGCUAAAGAGAAGGCAUCAUUGACUAAAGGAGUAGCUAUUCUCAACACCUCAGUUGCUCCCAUGCUGAAUCCCUUCAUUUACACUCUCAGGAACCAGCAAGUAAAGGAAGCCUUCAAGGAUGUGGUCCACAGAGUAGUGUUUUCUGCGAAUAAAUAA